AUGCCAAUCACUUUGUCCUCUCUCAAGAUUGGCCUUGCUGCUCUAAAAAACGAUGCUCAGCCUCUCAUUGAUGAGCUAAAAACUAAACUUACUUCUGGAAUAUCGAUCACUGAUGAAGAGGAGAAAUGGCGGGAUCAUGAAGCAAACUUCACAGAUGAAACAUUGCUUCUUGCUGAGCUCCAACAUGCAAUGGACUUUCAGAGUGCCCUUGACUCCCUCUCAAACAACCAGAGAGCAAUUGCCCAGUGCAUGCAAGCUGCAAGUGGUGUUGAAAGUCAAAACUUGGGGAUGGUUGCAAAUGUUGUGCGAUGUGAAUCCAACCCAAACUUAAAGCGCUCUCAAAGAGUUGUUCCAGACCCAGAUGAAGAACCAUCAGCAAAGAAGCAGCUGUCAUAUCCAUACAACUCCAGACCUCCAUGCCUGAUUCUGGACCUCCAUCUCCUCCAGAGCUCCACAUCCUCCACCACCUCCUCCCCCUGUUGGUUGUUGCAAGCCCACUCUACCUCUGGCUCCAACACAAUGUCCAACACUACCUCCAGUCUGACUCUGGUUUACUCCGGGUCCAAUCCCAACCUCGUACCUUCCAGACCAGAGCUUGUGAUGCUCCACACCUCCGGCUCCAGACUCCUGUACCAGAACCCCAUCGCACCUCUACCUCCAGAACUCCAGUCACAUCUCUAUCCCCAGACUUUGACCUCCUCCUCUGUCUUAUCUCCUUGUAUUCUUUAUUGCAUUUCAUUUAUUAUGUCUAGCCAAUAUUCCGGACUUUGA
This is a messenger RNA of Cantharellus anzutake, 771 nucleotides long. RefSeq lists its product as uncharacterized. NCBI's taxonomy places the organism in Eukaryota, Fungi, Basidiomycota, Agaricomycetes, Cantharellales, Hydnaceae. The coding region runs from base 1 to 771 and encodes 256 amino acids. The transcript is spliced from 2 exons. The record is from RefSeq and is a predicted model, not a curated record.